AUACACUUAUGAUUCAUGGUCACACUGGUGGGGAAAAAAGAAAAUACAUUUUAAAACUCUGCGCUGCCAAUAAACAGAUAUUUACAAGUAAAAAAAUUUACAAUUUGUGUGGAAAGUAAUCUUUGAACUGCGGCGCGUGUGCCAGCGCAUUGCAUUCGUGGAGUACACAACCAUUUCCAGUGAUAUAAGCAAAGUACAAAACGGUCGCCGCUUCCUCUUGGACCUCGACUACGCUCGCUGAACUCCCGUUUGCAGACAAAGAAAGGAUAGGUUAAAACGCACACAUAGUCACGACUCACGAUGUCAACCGGAAGGCCCAUAAAAUGUGUUGUCGUUGGUGACGGCACCGUCGGAAAGACUUGCAUGCUAAUCUCCUACACAACAGACAGUUUUCCCGGUGAAUAUGUGCCUACAGUCUUCGAUAAUUACUCCGCACCCAUGCAAGUGGACACAAUACAGGUCUCGCUGGGACUCUGGGAUACAGCGGGGCAGGAGGACUACGACCGCCUGCGUCCACUCUCCUACCCACAGACAGAUGUUUUCCUGAUAUGCUACAGUGUGGCGAGUCCCUCGUCAUUCGAAAAUGUCACCUCGAAAUGGUAUCCGGAGAUAAAGCACCACUGUCCCGACGCGCCCAUUAUUCUAGUUGGCACUAAAAUCGAUUUGCGGGAAGAUCGUGAGACGUUGAGUGGCCUGGCCGAACAGGGUCUGACGCCGCUAAAGCGCGAGCAAGGUCAGAAGCUGGCGAAUAAAAUACGCGCUGUGAAAUACAUGGAGUGCUCCGCCUUGACGCAGCGCGGCCUUAAGCAAGUGUUCGAAGAAGCGGUGCGUGCCGUACUCAGACCAGAGCCAUUAAAGCGACGUCAGCGAAAGUGUCUAGUUAUGUAAAUAAGAUAGCAGCAAGUUAUUUGCUUUGUAACGACCACAAAGAGAGAGAGAAUACUCGGAAGCAGUAGCACAUACAACACACAGACAGAAAGCACACCUUUUGAGCGCCCUCAUCUACCUUAAAGUGAACACGAAUCAAAAACAGAUAAACAGACGACCAACUCCUUUCAUUGAGCACUACUGAGCCACACUCUUUGUUUAAGUUCAAAAUUAUUUGUAUCGUAUUAUUGUGGAACAGACAGCAAAACGACUCCCUCCCGUAAAACAGCAACAGCAGGAACAGGAAAAUCAAUCUAAUGUAUCUAAAUCAGCUAUAGAAAUCUAGUCAAUUGAAUCGAAUGUAUUUGAACUAAUUGUAACAGGCAGCAGCGCACGAGAAAAUUAUAAUGAAGCAAAGCAUUGGUUUCGUUUCGCAUAUCAUAUCUCCUAAUUUCACCCCCAUUAAAUGUAAUAUAAUUAUCUAGCCAAGAGUUAAAGCAAAAAAGCCCUCUCCUAAAACUAAAGCCCAGGCCAAUCCCCCCGUGACGACGACGAGCUCUUAGAUAAAGCAUUCUUUAUACGAUAUUUAAGCAUAAUGCAUUUUUUUACUCGACAACUCGACCCUCGUCGAACCGUUAUCAUAAUCAAGCUUACUUGACGCUCAUUUGACACUUCUGUCGCUUGGAAAUUGUAACCAACUGUUGUUUUGUUUAAGUAUUAUUUUAUAAUUACUUAUUUAUUAUCCUAACUUUAAAGAAGGCAAUGUUUAAACAACUUUUACGGCGUAAGGAUAGCAAAAUGGUUUAUGUAAAUGGAAUGGAAAAACUGCAUUUAAAUGUGACGACGCGACUC
Messenger RNA from Drosophila pseudoobscura, 1719 nucleotides. RefSeq names its product Rac family small GTPase Mtl (gene Mtl). The record is from RefSeq and is a predicted model, not a curated record. Gene Ontology annotation, biological process: small GTPase-mediated signal transduction. The coding region runs from base 301 to 888 and encodes 195 amino acids. Gene Ontology annotation, molecular function: GTPase activity; GTP binding. Lineage: Eukaryota; Metazoa; Arthropoda; Insecta; Diptera; Drosophilidae. The transcript has 5 exons.